This is a messenger RNA of Malurus melanocephalus (red-backed fairy wren), 2760 nucleotides long. RefSeq names its product transmembrane protein 65 (gene TMEM65). Gene Ontology annotation, cellular component: mitochondrion. The coding region runs from base 194 to 964 and encodes 256 amino acids. The transcript has 8 exons. Gene Ontology annotation, biological process: cardiac ventricle development; regulation of cardiac conduction. NCBI's taxonomy places the organism in Eukaryota, Metazoa, Chordata, Aves, Passeriformes, Maluridae. The record is from RefSeq and is a predicted model, not a curated record.
GUGGCUCGGCCGGGCGGCGCUGCUGCUGGGGCGGCCGGGGGGCCCCGCCGCCGUCCCCUCGUCCUGCCUGGGCUCGCUGCGGGGCCCGCGGUGCUGYUGCCGCCGCCGCCUGGGCAGCCUGCGGGGCGGCGCCGAGGGGCUGCUCCUCCCGAGGGGGUCGCGGGCGCUCGGGACCCACCCCAAGAAGGAGCCGAUGGAGGCGCUGAACACGGCGCAGGGGGCCCGCGACUUCAUCUACAGCCUGCACUCCACCGAGCGGAGCUGCCUCCUGCGGGAGCUGCACCGCUUCGAGUCCAUCGCCAUCGCCCAAGACCCCAUAUCAGCUAGGGGAGGCUGUCAGCAAUAUGGGGAGACCUGGGCACAUCAAGAACCAAAUGGGGCAAGUUCCUCAGCCCAUUCCCAGGCCUACCAGCAGAAGGAUGCAGUUCCACCACCUAAUUGCCCUAGCGUGAAAUAUGACAGGACACACUAUCUAUGGCCUCCGCUAAUGGCAGAGGCUGCGGGGAAACCYAUCCUUUGCUGCGGCUGCUACGCUGAAGGACGGUCCUCAGAGAAGUUGGAGGUUGCACCACCAUCUCCAGGACAACUGAGACAUGUGUUCUUCCACAAUGCAUUACCUUUUGUAGGGUUUGGAUUUUUGGAUAAUGCAAUUAUGAUUGCUGCGGGAACCCAAAUAGAAUUGUCAAUUGGAGUUGUCUUAGGAAUUUCAACUAUGGCAGCUGCYGCUUUGGGAAACCUUGUUUCAGAUUUAGCUGGACUGGGUCUUGCAGGUUAUGUAGAAGCUUUGGCUUCACGAUUGGGUCUGUCAAUCCCUGACCUGACACCCAAACAAGCUGACAUGUGGCAGACGCGUCUCAGUGCACACUUGGGUAAAGCUAUUGGAGUGACCAUUGGCUGCAUUUUAGGAAUGUUUCCUUUGUUGUUCUUUGGCGAGGAGGAAGAAAAACUGGAAGAAAAAAAAUAAUGUUUUUACAAGACAUAUACAAAUGUAAACUACUGUACCUCAAUUAUUCAAUUAUGCUGUCAAUAUUUAGGAAUUAACAGACAGUAAACAAUGUAUAGACUUGGGAACAAAACCUUCAGCAUGUCAUUUUAUGGAAACACUAAUUUAUUGUGGCCUUGUUGUGUUCAGUACUUCUUUUUAUAAGAUAUCAUCUAACUUUUUAUUUAAUUGUAAAUUUUUGAAGUGUUUUCACUUAUGGCGAGAUGUUUACCACUUUCCCCUUUGAACUUAUUAUUUAAUGGAUUAUUAAUUCAAUAGUCCACCAUGGAUGACAGUAUCACUUUUGAGUUGCAUAUUGGUUGCUUAACAGUUGUAAUUGCAUGACAGAAAUAUCACUGGUGUUCAUCAGGUCCUUCAAUGCAGAUUAUUAAGAAGGUCAGUGAUGAGUAAUUUGAAGUCACUCACUUUGCAAGGUGACUGGUUGCCUCUCACCAGCCAUCAUUUUGCACUGCCCUAGAUCAGGUAUUUCAGUGACCUUUGACAGUAUAGUUUCUUAUUUCACAAUUCUGACUUAAGUAUCUCUGAAUUAUCUUCUGAGAUGAUCGUGUUGAUGCUUUGACAAGGUAAGUGUUUCCAGUGUAGGCUCUCUACCAAGUCCAUUUAUAACUGGUGUUUUGACACCUUCUGUAGUUCCAUAUUCAUGCCUAUUUUUUCCUUUCUAAACAGUGUUUUAAGAAUUGAGUUGAAAUAUCCUUAAAUUUGUCUUCAUGUGUUUUGAGUGUGGUAUUAAAGAAUUCAGACCAACUGUUUCAAAACCACAAGCAACUUUUUUAAUUGUCCUGCUUAAAAUAAGGAUGGGAAUAGUUGAUUGAGUGGAUGAGGCCAGGGAACAGUUCAGGGUAUGAAUGAGUGCUGGCAUUGCAAGUUUGUGAUGASUAGUUCAGUUGAAAUGAUAAGUGUACCAUCAGUCUGGAUUAGAGGACCUGAUUUGAUGAUGAUACCUUUGUAUUUAAAGAUUAAGCCUUUGGUACUUUUUUUUUUUUUUUUUCUGUGAGACAGUUAGUAAAAAACAAGCAACAAUAAUAGGAGAAUUGAGGCCUUUUUAGUUUUCUGAGUUUUAUUUUUGCAGUCUUACUUGGUGUAUUAUAGACCAUGUAAUUGUGCUUUUUUAUAUGGUUAUGAAUAAAAUGUUGAAAACUAUUGAAUAUUCAUAAUAUUUCAGAAUCUGAAUUGCCAAUAAGAUAAUGCUAAACUGCUAAUUAUCCCUUAGAGAAGAAGGUUUCUUACCUGUUUAAAUACCAUUUGGAAAAGCCACUAAAAAGUGGCACAGCCAGGGUGCUUUGAAAGUUUUGUUGCUGAAAUUGCUAGCACUUCUGAAACAUGGAAAGAAAUGUUUAAAAWAAAAUCAAGUCCCCUGCUGAUUUUUAUUUGCUAUAGGAAAAGUCUUAUUGURACGUAUGUGUUUUACAGAGCUCAUUGUCAUAAAUCUGACUUCUCUGUUCUCGUUUCUAGAAGCCCUUUAAUAGCAAUACUGAGACUUUGGCUUUAAUGAAGGUGACACUGUUGUAUCUGUUGUUUGAAAAGCAGGUGUUGAAAGCUUGGAAUGAGUAGUCCURGUAGAGUGUGCUAUACUUUGCAUAUUAAACCAUGAAAAUCUGGACCAAGCUGUAAAACUGAAUGAAAACUCAGCCAAGCAACAAACACAAGUGCAGUAGAGUUUUGGCUUGCACUUUAAAGGUGGAAGCUCUAUUGAAAUAAAAUUAAAUAAAACAACAAAUAACAACAACAAAAACCACAACUCUAACAAAAAAAAACCC